This is a messenger RNA of Dama dama (fallow deer), 4980 nucleotides long. It is a transcript of the gene TBC1D32, whose product is annotated as TBC1 domain family member 32. The transcript has 34 exons. Lineage: Eukaryota; Metazoa; Chordata; Mammalia; Artiodactyla; Cervidae. The record is from RefSeq and is a predicted model, not a curated record. Bases 137 to 4039 code for a protein of 1300 amino acids. Gene Ontology annotation, biological process: non-motile cilium assembly.
CCCGCCGUCAGGUCCACUCGCAGAGACUUUGGGAUCUCUGUUUUGCCGUUAGUCGGGGCAGCUCGAAUUCUGUUGGUGAGGAAGCGACGAGUGCCAAAGGCGGGACCUCAAGGACUCUUGCUUCCCCAACGCAAGAAUGGCUCGCGUCUCCGGUGAGGACGAAGCGAUGCUGCAGGCGAUGUUGAGGCAGUUGUUCCAGAGCGUGAAGGAGAAAAUCACGGGUGCUCCCUCCCUGGAGUGCGCCGAGGAGAUCCUCUUACAUCUGGAGGAAACGGAUGAAAAUUUCCACAACUAUGAAUUUGUGAAGUACCUUAGACAGUAUAUAUGCAACACUUUGGGGUCUAUGAUUGAAGAAGAAAUGGAAAAAUGGACAUCUGAUCAGAACCAGGGUGAGGAAUUUGGCUAUGACACAGUUGUACAGCAUGUUACUAAAAGAACUCAGGAAUCUAAAGAAUACAAAGAGAUGAUUCAUUCUCUGAAGAACAUCAUGAUGAUAGUGGUGGAAUCUAUGAUUAACAAGUUUGAAGAAGAUGAAAUACGAAGUCAAGAGAGGCAGAAAAAAAUCCAAAAGGAGAAAAGCAGUAGUUAUUGCACAGACAAUUGCUCUGAUAGUGACUCGUCCUUCAAUCAGAGUUACAAAUUUUGUCAAGGAAAAUUACAAUUGAUUUUAGACCAGUUGGAUCCUGGGCAACCUAAAGAGGUGAGAUAUGAAGCCUUGCAAACAUUGUGUUCAGCUCCUCCAUCUGAUGUCCUGAACUGUGAAAAUUGGACCACUCUCUGUGAGAAGCUGACAGUGUAUCUUUCAGAUCCUGAUCCUGUAUUUAGUGACCGGAUUUUAAAAUUCUAUGCACAGACGUUUACACUUUCACCGUUACAUAUGACCAAGGAAAUUUAUACAAGCUUAGCUAAAUAUUUGGAGUUAUACUUUGUUUCCAGAGAAAACCAUAUUCCUACUCUUUCAACUGGCAUAGACAUAAGUAAUCCUAAUGUGACCCAUUUACUUAAAAAGAUUCGUCUUCUAAAUGAAUAUCAGAAAGAGGCUCCAUCUUUUUGGAUUCGACACCCAGAAAAGUAUAUGGAAGAAAUUGUGGAGAGUACCUUGUCUUUGUUAUCAGUUAAGCAUGAUCAAAGCCAUCUUGUCUCACAAAAAAUUUUGGAUCCGAUAUAUUUUCUUGCAUUGGUGGAUACCAAAGCUGUGUGGUUCAAAAAGUGGAUGCAUGCAUAUUAUAGCAGAACUGCAGUACUAAGACUUCUGGAAAAGAAAUAUAAAUCUCUGAUAACUACAGCGGUUCAGCAGUGUGUUCAAUACUUUGAGUUGUGUGAAACCAUGAAAGGUGAUGAAGUUUUGGGACAUUCAAAGUCUUGUGGGAUUAAGCAGAAAACUUUCUACUACUCAGGACAAGAAUUACAAUACAUUUAUUUCAUUCACUCACUGAGCCUUUUGGGAAGAUUGCUGAUCUAUACCCAAGGCCGAAAGCUAUUUCCUAUAAAGUUGAAGACUAGAAAAGAUUCAGUAUCCCUUACAGAUCUUCUGGUUCUGUUUACCCAACUUAUCUAUCAUUCACCAACUUGUCCAAAGAUGACAUCACCUGGUCAUUUAGAGAAUUACUCUCCUGCAAGUAUGGCAACUGAAGUUCUGUGUAUACUCUGUGAUCAGAAAGAAUGUGCAAUUGAGUGCUUAUAUAACAACACUGUGAUUGAGGCUCUUCUUCAGCCUAUUCAUAACUUAAUGAAAGGAACUAAGGCUGCUCCAAAUUGUUCUGAAACAGCUUUAAUUCAUAUAGCUCAUAUUUUGUCAAGAAUUGCAUCUGUGGAAGAAGGACUUACCCUACUACUUUAUGGAGAAAAUAUGAACUCUUCUGAAGAAAAAAGUCCUACAGGUGCUCAUCUAAUUGCCCAGUUUUCAAAAAAACUUCUUGAUGAAGAUAUUUCUAUUUUUCCUGGAUCAGAAAUGUUUCCUGUGGUUAAAGGAGCUUUUACUUCUGUGUGUCGUCAAAUAUACGGUACAUGUGAAGGCUUACAGGUGUUAAUUCCUUACAGUUUGCAUGAAUCUAUAGCAAAGGCUUGGAAGAAGGCAAGUCUGCUAUCAGAAAGAAUUCCUACUCCAGUAGAGGGUUCUGAUUCGGUUUCUUUGGUUAGCCAGGAAUCCCAGAACAUUAUGGCUUGGGAAGAGAAUUUGUUAGAUGAUUUACUAAAUUUUGCUGCCACUCCCAAAGGACUACUGCUUCUUCAAAGAACAGGUGCCAUCAACGAAUGUGUGACAUUUAUGUUCAACCAAUAUGCGAAAAAAUUACAGAUCAGCAGGCAUAAAAAGUUUGGCUAUGGAGUUUUGGUUACACAAGUGGCAUCAACAGCAGCAGGUGCAGUAGCCCUACAAAAUUCAGGGUUUAUUAAUGCCAUUAUAACUGAAUUAUGGGCCAAUCUGGAAUGUGGAAGAGAUGAUGUUAGAGUAACCCAUCCCAGAUAUACUCCAGUGGACCCUAUUGACCAAAGCUGUCAAAAGUCUUUUCUAGCACUGGUGAACCUGUUAUCUUAUCCUGCUGUUUUUGAGCUGGUUGGCAAUCAAAGUCUUCCUAAUAAAGCAGAAUAUUCUCUUCGUGAAGUCCCAACAAGUGUUAUUGAUAUUAUUGACAGACUUAUAAUUUUGAAUUCUGAAGCCAAGAUUCGUUCUUUAUUCAACUACGAACAAUCACACAUCUUUGGUCUAAGGUUGUUAAGUGUGGUAUGCUGUGAUCUAGACACUCUUCUUCUGUUGGAGGCUCAGUAUCAAGUAUCUGAAAUGUUACUAAGUGCUCAAGAAGAAAAUACCUUAGAAACCUCUGAAAGUCACAGGGAGUUUAUAAUUGAUAGCUUAUCAGUAGAAAGAAAUCAUGUUCUUGUUAGAAUAAAUCUUAUUGGUGGGCCAAUGGAACGAAUUUUGCCUCCAAGGUUACUGGAGAAGGGUAAUGAACCAUAUCCUUGGCCAAUGUUUUCAUCAUACCCUUUACCAAACUGCUAUUUGUCAGACUGUGUUACAAGAAGUACUGAUCUAAAACAAGACAAUGAUCUUGGCAAACUUUUAUUGUGCUUCAAAAUGUCUGAUAAACAAACUUCAUGGAUAGAAAACUGCCGAAGACAAUUCUGCAAAAUAAUGAAAGCCAAACCUGAUAUAAUCAGUGGAGGUGCUUUAGUAGAAUUACUUGAAAAAUUUGUACUUCAUCUUUCUGAAAGCCCAUCUGAAUGCUACUUCCCUUCAGUGGAAUAUACAGCUACUGAUGCAAAUGUGAAGAAUGAAAGUCUUUCAUCUGUGCAACAGCUUGGCAUUAAAAUGACUGUCAGGUAUGGCAAGUUCCUCAACCUGUUAAAAGAUGGUGCAGAAAAUGAUCUUACCUUGGUUUUGAAGCAUUGUGAGAGAUUCCUGAAACAGCAGCAAGCUUCUAUAAAAUCUUCUCUUCUCUGCUUGCAGAGGAGUCACACUGGCCAUGACUGGUUUGUAUCUUCUUUGUUCAUCAUAAUGUUGGGGGACAAAGACAAAACAUUCCAAUUUCUUCAGCAGUUCUCCAGGCUUCUGACUUCAGCUUUCCUUUGGUUGCCAAGACUACAUGUUUCUAGGUACCUACCUGUUGACACUAUAGAAUCUGGCAUUCAUCCAGUGUAUUUUUGCAGCACUCACUAUAUUGAAAUGCUACUGAAAGCAGAGGUGCCACUUGUAUUUUCAGCUUUUCACAUGUCUGGUUUUGCACCAUCACAGAUUUGCCUGCAAUGGAUAACUCAGUGUUUUUGGAAUUAUUUAGAUUGGGUAGAAAUCUGCCAUUACAUUGCUACCUGUGUUUUCCUUGGUCCAGAUUAUCAAGUGUAUAUCUGUAUAGCUAUAUUCAAACAUCUUCAGCAAGACAUUCUACAACACACUCAGACUCAAGAUCUGCAGGUUUUCCUAAAAGAAGAAGCACUGCAUGGAUUUCGAGUGAGUGAUUACUUUGAAUACAUGGAAAUUUUGGAACAAAACUACCGACCAGUGUUGCUGAGAGACAUGCGGAACAUUAGAGUGCAAAGCACAUAGAUCAUGGAAACCACAAUUUAUUUUUAUGUUUAUUUUUAAAGGAAACAAGGGUUUGAUUAUUUUCUGUGUCCAGAACAACAUACGCUUUGUGAAUACACAAUAUUAUAGAUCAGUACUGAGAGUUUUUGAAUAUAAUAAUAUAUUCAAGUAGGUAUCAGCUCAACUGAAGUGAAUUCAUUUUUUAAGUUUGUUGUCGUGUAAGGUUGUUUUGGCUUUCCCUGGUGGCUCAAACAGUGAAAAAUCUGCCUGCAAUGCAGAAGACCUAGGUUUGGUCCCUGGGUUGGGAAGAUCCCCUGGAGAUGGGAAUGGCAACCCAUUCCAGUACUCUUGCCUGGAGAAUUCCAUGGCAGAGGAGCCUGGCAGGCUACAGUCCUUCAGACUGCAAAGAGUUGGACAUGACUGAGCAACUAACAUAAGGUUGUUUUAUAAUCAAAUCCAGCUCACUUAUAGUUCUUUAUGUUUAAGAGUUAACCUUAACCUACAUUUCCGUCUUCCCAGGAUGAUUAAUAUAUCUUUUUCAAUGAGCUUGGAAAUAGCAGCAUUACUGUAAAUAGCUGACCAUCCAAAGAGAGUUCAUGGAGACAAGACCAUUGCUUUCUUUGUUUUUAUGACUGUAUGUAUAAAAGAAAAUAGGCAAAACCAUAACUGCUUAUUUUACAUAUAGAGGAACAAAUCAUAUUUAUCAUGGCAAGUGGUAGGAAAAUUAUUUUCAUCAGAAAUAAUUGUUUUUCUAGGAAUUGCUUUUGACACCUAUAUCAAUUUAUAAUUUUCAUGUAAAAUGUAGUCUCAACAUGGUUCAUUUAAAAGAUAGAUUAUUUCAUACUGGUAUGCAUUUAAUGCUCAUUUUUUACACGGUUUCCUUAGUGAUAGAUUUGAUUUGAUUUGUACUGAACUUAAAAACAUUAAAGAGAAUAGAUUUGUAAAUUAUUUUAAAUGAUCAA